AUGUUAGAGCAAUUAGUUACAAAUUUGUCUCAAUAUCAAGAAUUUUUACAAAAACAGCUAAUACCUCCCAAUUUGGUUAGAAAAUCUCAUAUUAUUGAUUGUUAUCAAAUUUUAGUUGAUUUUCUUGAGCAAAAACAUUGUAAUUCAAUUAAAGAUAUUAGAGAGGCAGCUAAAAAUUAUCCAAUUCUUCAACAAGAAUUAAAUAAUAGCUUACAAACAGUAAAAGAACUUUUAAAUACUAAAGAUAUUGAUCAAUUAUUUGAUGCUAUUUUAAAAUUAGAACAAACUAUAUUAAAAACUGAUAAAACCUGGAAAUCUAAGUAUAGAAAAAAAGAGUGCAAUAUUUGUGAGUCUAUAAGGCUUCUACAAGAUAUUUUUGACCAAAUUUAUCAUUUUCCAGAUCCAAUUCCAGGAAAAGAUGAUCAUUAUGCUUCUUUAGAUGAUCAAAUUUCUUUACAACCAAUUAAUGAAUUAGAAUUAGAAAAUAACUCUGAGUCUGAAUUUGCAGUUACCAGAUUAAAAUCAAAAGUAAAUAGUAAAGCAAAUGUUGAUGACUCUAAUAAAUCUAUAAUUAAUGAAUUAAUAAAUGGUGAAGAAAAUAAUUAUGAUAAUAAUGAACUAGCAAAUUGUAAAGUAAAUGAUAAUAAUUCUAGUGAAUCUAUAAAUAAUGAAUUAGUAAAUAGUGAAGAAAGUGAUUAUGAUUCUGAGACCAAAAGUUUAUCAAGCCUUGAUGCUGACAAAACAAUAAUUAAACAGUUAUUUGAAAAGGUGUUUAUAAAUGAUGGAUUAACAUGUAAUUCUCUGAUGAAAAAGGCUUAUUACUCUGCCCAAAUAUUUUCAUUGCUAUGUUUUAAUUGUGAUGAUACUGAUAUUGUUACUCCAAUUCCAGCUACUCAAUAUCCAUUAUGCACAGAAUGUACACAAAAAGGUGUUAAAACACCAACUCAUGAAAAGUCCUUAAAAUUUAUAGCAUGUAUUCACAAAAACAAAAAAAAGUUAGUACAAAAAUAA
This is a messenger RNA of Cetraspora pellucida, 1011 nucleotides long. The record is from the annotation of a GenBank genome assembly. NCBI's taxonomy places the organism in Eukaryota, Fungi, Glomeromycota, Glomeromycetes, Diversisporales, Gigasporaceae.